This is a messenger RNA of Xiphophorus maculatus (southern platyfish), 2119 nucleotides long. RefSeq names its product prostaglandin G/H synthase 1-like (gene ptgs1). Gene Ontology annotation, biological process: cyclooxygenase pathway; response to oxidative stress. The transcript is spliced from 11 exons. Gene Ontology annotation, cellular component: cytoplasm; neuron projection. Gene Ontology annotation, molecular function: prostaglandin-endoperoxide synthase activity; oxidoreductase activity, acting on single donors with incorporation of molecular oxygen, incorporation of two atoms of oxygen; peroxidase activity. The record is from RefSeq and is a predicted model, not a curated record. Bases 93 to 1874 code for a protein of 593 amino acids. NCBI's taxonomy places the organism in Eukaryota, Metazoa, Chordata, Actinopteri, Cyprinodontiformes, Poeciliidae.
CAGUCGGAUGGAGGAAAGAAACCUUCAACCGAUGUCAGAACAAUUCUGUCUGUGAAACAACUCCAGACAACUUUAAUUUAAUUCCAGCAACCAUGAAAUGGUUUAGCUUGUUUUCCAUCUUGGUGGUUCUGCUGCUGAUGAAAUCAUCCUCAGGUGCUGCUGAAUCAAGUGCAGUGAAUCCCUGUUGCUACUAUCCUUGUCAGAACAGAGGUGUGUGUGUGCGAUUCGGUACAGAAAACUACAGCUGUGACUGCACCCGAACAGGCUUCCAUGGAAAAAACUGCACCACUCCGGAGUUCUGGACCAGAAUAUAUCUGAUGCUGAAGCCUGGUUCUGGAGCAGUUCAUUUCUUUCUGACCCAUUUUAAGUGGUUCUGGACCAUCAUCAACAACUCUUUCCUGCGAGAUACAUUCAUGAGAAUCGUGCUUACUGUCAGAAAUGAACUUAUUCCCAGUCCGCCAACCUACAACACGAAGUACGAGUACAUCAGCUGGGAGUCGUACUACAACCUCUCUUACUACACCCGCCUCCUCCCUCCCAUACCCAAAGAUUGCCCUUUGCCAAUGGGAACCAAAGGUAAACCUGAUCUUCCUGACCCCAAAGAGUUUUGUGAGAAAUAUUUUAAAAGGCGGCAAUUCAGGCCAGAUCCUCAGGGGACCAAUCUGAUGUUUGCUUUUAUGGCUCAACACUUCACCCACCAGUUCUUCAAGAAAAGUCACAAAGCUACCGUAGGAUUCACAAAGGCUUUGGGGCAUGGGGUAGAUGCAAGCAACAUAUAUGGAGAAGAACUUGAAAGGCAGCAUCAGCUUCGGCUUCAUAAAGAUGGAAAGCUAAAAUAUCAGCUGAUCAAUGGGGAGAUGUACCCUCCCAAGGUGUCUGAGGUCCCAGUGGACAUGGUGUACCCUGAAGGUUUCCCCGCUGAGCAGCGGCUCGCCGUCGGACAGGAAGUGUUCGGGCUCGUCCCAGGCCUCACCAUGUACGCCACCAUCUGGCUGAGGGAGCACAACCGGGUGUGUGACAUCCUGAAAGGCGAACAUCCGACCUGGGAUGACGAGCAGCUUUUCCAGACCACCAGACUUAUCAUUAUUGGUGAGAUCAUCAACAUUAUAAUAGAGGAGUACGUGCAGCACCUGAGCGGCUACCACCUGAAGCUGAAGUACGACCCCUCCCUGCUCUUCGGAGUGCGCUUCCAGUACACUAACCGCAUCGCCCUGGAGUUCUCCCACCUCUACCACUGGCACCCACUCAUGCCGGACAGCUUCCUCAUCGACGGAGAAGAAAUCCCGUACUCCCAGUUUUUGUACAACACCUCCAUCUUGACGCAUUACGGCGUGGAGAAGCUGGUGGAUGCUUUCUCUCGGCAGUCUGCAGGACAGAUAGGCGGCGGUCGCAACAUUCAUCAAGCGGUGCUCCGAGUCCCAGAAAUAUUGAUCAGAGAUUCCAGAGCUGCACGUCUUCAACCUUUCAAUCAAUACCGAAAAAGGUUCAACUUGAAGCCGUACUCCUCCUUUUAUGAAUUAACUGGUGAUGUAGAAACAGCUCGAGGUUUAGAGGAGCUCUACGGCGACAUUGACGCCCUGGAGUUUUAUCCCGGCCUCAUGAUGGAGAAAACUCGCCCCAACUCCAUAUUCGGAGAGAGCAUGGUGGAGAUGGGAGCCCCUUUCUCCCUGAAAGGCCUGUUUGGGAAUCCCAUCAACUCUCCAGAGUACUGGAAGCCCAGCACCUUCGGAGGCGAGACGGGUUUCAACAUCAUCAAAACGUCGACUCUGAAGAAACUGGUCUGUCUGAACACCAAGUGGUGCCCGUACGUGGACUUCCAUGUCCCGCGAAACGAGGAGGAGGUGAAGCCGAGGAACCCGUCCACCGAACUUUAAUGAACAAUCGUCUACUGAAAAAUAGAAUUUUGAUACUAAAGGAGUUUAUUCAGCUUGUUUGUUCAUUUUAAUUCAGUGGAAAACUGGUUAUUAAGCAGGUCUACCUCCUGAAAAUGCAGCUGACAUGUUUUUAAAAGGCCUGUUGAAAGUUUCAACUGAUGUCCAUUAAAGUCGUUAUUCCUCACAAGUUCUCAUGCUUGUAUUUUCUAUGGAAGGAGUACAGCCUCAUUGGCAACUUGUCAUUU